UGAUCGCGGAUGAAGCCGGACAUCGCCGUGACCUGCUGCUCUUCGGCCGCAGCGGCUGUUUGAAGUGAAUGGGAUUCAAAGGGCAGCUGCUGAGGAACAUGCGCCAGGACUGAAGCGCUCUGGACACUCACUUCAUUUCCGGGGUCCAAGCGGUGCAUGCUGCCCUCCUCCGCGUUCCUCCGGAUGGACACCGGCCCCGGCGCGCCCCCCUCCUCCGCGGUGGCCGGCCCCCCCUCGCUGUGGCGCCUGGCUGAGCGGCGCAGCAGGAAGGCUGGCUCGGCCAACAUCUUCAGCAGCGUCCACCUGUGGCAGCUCCAGAGACUGUUCAGGGCGGCGGGAGACCAGGACGCGGAGCAGAGGGCCCAGCUGGUCUGGGGCCACAGGGACGAGGCGGAACUGGCCCAGGCGCUAAUUGGGCUGAGGGCCCGGAGCCACCACAGGGGGCUGAGGUCUGGCGGGAGAGAGGCGUUGGGCUCACACUGGCUGCGAGCCUUCAAUCACCUCAGAAUCAGGGAGAGUUCCCCGAGCCGCCAGGGGAAGGAUGCGGGGGAGCAGAGCGAAACGGAGGCAGCAGCACAGGGCAGCCUGGAGCCACACCAGCACGCCUCCGUGUCGGCGACGGGGAAAGGCGGCGGCGCCGCGGGCCGGAGCGACGGCCCGAGCGCCGCCGGCGCCGCUGAGAGAGCGGCUCGACUUGGGUCUGGACUGAGGAGGGGAGGCGAGAAGAACCCAGAGAGAUACCUGCACCGAAUCCUCCGCUGAGCACGACGUCGGCGUGGACCUGCCCGACUCACAGCAACACUGAGAACAGCUGGAAUGCCAUGGAUGAUGGCAGAGCACGGGUGUCAGGAUACACACCUCCAGCUAAACACUGUAGAAGAAGGUUUGCUCUGAAAACCUGCCUUACUCACUCUAACGCUGCAUAAGAUUUAUUAAGGAUGAAUCAUUUGGGUGUCUUUUUGUUUGUUUUAAAUGAGUAGGACAGCAACUACAAGAAUAUUAUUUAGAAGAUAACAGUGUUUUAGGAUGGGUUAUGUACUUUAUAGUAUAGGAUGUGGCUGUAGGUUUAAGUAAGCUCUGUAUCAUACACAAAUGUGUAGGUACACCAGUACCAUGUACUACUUUAACUUUACAUGAAAUCUUGUUUUUCUAUGUGCAAUAAAGCAAUUCAUCGAUGCACUACAACUUCUUCAAGCCCUGUCCUCUCUGUGUGUGUAUGGGGGGGGGUUAACACUGAACGCUUGGGAGCGUAGCUGUCAUGAGAUGUAGGAACACACGUCAUUGCAGAUUAAGAGCCGCUGACUUGCUUCUCUGGUCAAUCGUGGCCUCCACAGACCAGAGAUAAAAUGAGCUGUAAGAAGUCACUGAUAUGAAAGACUUUGUUACUGUUGUGUCAUGCUUUUGGACUUAUGUCAAUAAAGAAAAUGUCUCUGCA
Betta splendens (Siamese fighting fish) is the source of this 1435-nucleotide messenger RNA. RefSeq names its product arginine vasopressin-induced protein 1. Lineage: Eukaryota; Metazoa; Chordata; Actinopteri; Anabantiformes; Osphronemidae. The record is from RefSeq and is a predicted model, not a curated record. Bases 157 to 762 code for a protein of 201 amino acids. The transcript is spliced from 3 exons.